Messenger RNA from Parascedosporium putredinis, 1083 nucleotides. The record is from the annotation of a GenBank genome assembly. Lineage: Eukaryota; Fungi; Ascomycota; Sordariomycetes; Microascales; Microascaceae.
AUGCUGACAGCGUCGCGCCUGGAGGUUUCUCUCCUCAUCUCCUUGCCGCGUGCUCGCUUACCCAACGGCAGAGUGACCAUGGCCGGCAACCAGAAAGCCCCCGUUCACAUCAUCUUCAUCGGCGCUGGAGCCGUAGGUUGUUUCUACGCGUCCCGGCUUCAUUAUCCCGAACAUGGCGUGCACGUUUCCCUCGUCGCCCGCUCCAACUACGCCGCCAUCCAAAAGGAUGGCGUGAAGAUGGAAACCCAUUCCUUUGGCGACUACCUCUUCCGGCCCCAUGCCGUCUUCCCUUCCGCGGACGAGGCAGCCAAGAGCGCCUCGGCCGCCGGCCAUGCGUGGGACUACGUCGUCGUCACCACCAAGGCGCUUCCCGAGCGCGGCGACGCCUCCGCCCUGAUUCAGCCCUCGUCGGCCCCUCCACCGCCAUCGUCGUCAUCCAGAACGGCUGCCGUCACCGUCAUCAGCGCCGAGCAGACCGCCCCGGGUAUCGUGCGCCAGAACCGCUGGACCCGGAUCAGCAUCGGCCCGUACACCGACGGCCGCGGCACCGGCGACGAGGGUACCGCUCGCGCAGGCGACCGCGCCGUGGCUGAUAUCGGACGCUGGUGGGGCGACCUCGGCAGCAUCCGAGACGUCGACCCCCACGACGAGAUUGACCUCCAGCUCGUGCGCUGGCAUAAGCUGUGCAUCAACUCCGCCAUGAACCCUUCCGCCGUGCUCUCGGGCGGCCGCGGCAACGCCGACAUGGUCGCUGAUGCGGAGCUGCGGGAGCACUUGACCGGCGUCAUGGAUGAGAUCCGUGCGGCGGUGCCCAAGAUCCUCGGAAGGCCUUUCCCAGACUCUCUCGCCACUCCGGAUCGCAUCAUCAGGAGCACCGAGCGCAACACGGGGAGCAAGCCUAGCAUGCUUCUUGACUGGGAGGCGGGCAGGCCCAUGGAGCUCGAGGUGAUCCUCGGGAACCCUGUGCGCAUAGCUAGGGAGAGAGGUGCCAGCUUGCCGAGGAUGCAGACGCUGUAUGCGCUUCUGCGAAGUGCUCAAGAGGCAAGGGAACGGUCCAAGUCGGAUGGCAAGGGACGUCUCUGA